AUGGCCGCGUUAACCGAGCGCUUCCAGGGCCUGCGCCGCCCUGGCGCUUCCCUGCUCAAAAAGGGUCUUCCUUCACGGCCGGACGAGCCCGUGAUUACUCGCAAAGCUGUGCCUCCCCCCAAAGUUACUGUCGAACAGCCUGUUGUCGCGCCGCCGCCCCAGAAGGGUCUUCCGCCGGCUCCCGUGUCUCCCCCGCCAUCCUCCACGCUUCCGCCCACUCCAUCGGCUGCUUCUGAAGUCUCGUCGCCGGCCUCUGCUGCGACUACCGUCACGCCUUCCACUGCGCAGUCGCAGCCACAGUCCAGCCGACCGCCGCGAUCUACCUCGCUGAAGAAAUCGCAGCCCGCCGCCGCUGAGCAGCGACCUCAGCACCGACUCGUUGCACACCUCCAAGUCAAUAACAACAGCCCUCAACAACGCCCAAUCAGCGAAGCCCCCUCAAUCUCGCAAUUCAUCCCAGACCCCGAACCAGAACCCGACUUUGACGCGGCCGAGUUAACCGUUACCGCCAACGACUUCGCCAGAGGAGGUGGUGGUAGCAGUGGUGGUGGUGGUGGUGGUGGUGGUGGCGGACGCUCCGAAACCUCGGAAAACUCCAGCGACCAACAGACCCCGUCAUCCUCCACCCACAGUAAUGGCAGCGGAAUCUCAUCCAGCAUCUUCAAGAACUACCCGGACGGCUAUGUCCCGUCCAUCCCAGAGACAAUCGUCAUCCCGCCCCUGACGCCCGUCCACUACGCGUGUUUCCAGUCGCAUGCCAACAUGCCUGCGGCUAGUAACAUGUGGUACGCGACGGCGUGCAUGACGUGCAAGAAAGUUGACCAGGAGGUCCGGCAUCGCUGCACGUUCUGUUGCAUGCGAAUUUGUGCCCCGUGUUUUGAGCGCUUGCAGAAGUGUAAGGGCAGGGGGUUGAGGGAGUUGAUGUCUACACUAUAA
Molecule: messenger RNA, 936 nt
Organism: Talaromyces atroroseus
Lineage: Eukaryota; Fungi; Ascomycota; Eurotiomycetes; Eurotiales; Trichocomaceae
Exons: 1
Coding region: 1-936 (311 amino acids)
Source: RefSeq, a predicted model, not a curated record